AAACGGUAGUGCUAACAGCUUAAACUUAUUCAUUCUUCAACAAUCACCCACUUGGAUUCAAAAUAUUUUAGGACUGGUACCAGCAAAGGAAAUCGUUGCUCAGCCACACGGCCACACUCGCACCCAUCCGAGGGGCAGGCCCGGGGGGAGACGCGACAACCACCACCACAAGGCAUUGUCGACUGGACGGGGGCGCUCGUCGACUCCAGUCCAAACCCCACUCGUUCACCCAUCCGUCGCACAAGACAAGGAGACCAGGGAGAGAGAGCCAUGGCGUCGGUGGCGCACGGGGAGGAAGUGCCGAACCGGCGGGUGAUCCUGAAGCGCUACGUGACGGGGUUCCCCACGGAGGACGACAUGGAGGUGGUCUCCGGCACCGCGCGGCUGGCCGUGCCGCCCGGGUCGGCGGCCGUGGUGCUCAAGAACCUCUACGUGUCGUGCGACCCCUACAUGCGCAACCGCAUGACCAAGCACGAGACGCCCAGCUACGUCCCCGACUUCGUCCCGGGGGAGGUUUUGGUUAACUUUGGCGUGAGCAGGGUGGUAGCAUCUGGGCACCCGGAUUUUAAGGUCGGCGAUCUUGUGUGGGGGAUCACCGGGUGGGAGGAGUACACUCUCAUACCUAACCCAGAGUCUUUCUUCAAGAUCAAUCAUCCUGAAUUGCCUCUGUCGUACUACACAGGUGUUCUUGGCAUGACGGGCAUUACUGCUUGGGCUGGAUUUUUUGAUGUGGGCAAGCCUAAGAAAGGCGAUUAUGUCUUCGUCUCAGCGGCGUCGGGUGCCGUUGGUCAGAUUGUUGGGCAGCUUGCUAAGCUCACGGGUUGCUACGUGGUUGGCAGUGCUGGUUCUGACCAGAAGGUCAGCCUUCUGAAAACCAAGUUCGGCUUCGACGAAGCUUUCAACUACAAGAAGGAGCAGGACCUGAAUGGCGCCUUGAAGAGGUACUUCCCCCAUGGCAUCGACAUCUACUUCGAGAACGUGGGCGGCCCGACGCUGGACGCCGUGCUGCUCAACAUGCGCAACCACGGGCGGAUCCCCAUGUGCGGGAUGAUCUCAGAGUACAACCAGGAGCAGCCGGAGGGCCAGCGCAACCUGUUCCAGCUCGUCGCCAAGCGCGUGCGCAUGGAGGGGUUCAUGGUCUUCGACUACUUCGGCCAGUACCGCAAGUUCGAGGAGGAGAUGGUGGGGCACCUGAAGGAGCGGAAGAUCGCCUACGUGGAGGACGUUGUGGAGGGGCUCGAGAAGGCGCCGGCAGCGCUCAUCGGGCUCUUCUACGGGCGCAAUGUCGGCAAGCAGCUGGUGGCUAUCGCGACGGAGUGAGUGCUGGCAAUCCACGUGUUUGGUGAGCGCAGAGUAUCUAUCUGCUGAUAAAUAACGUGUUUGGUGUGCGCGGACGUCUCUGCUGCUUAAACGUCCAAGAGUUCACAUGGACGUUUUCUAUUUUUGGCUUCUUAAAAUGCUGUGUUUUUGCUUUUCUUGAAAAACUAUUUUUGGAUUUUAGUUGUUGAAUUUUAUAAUAAAUUUUUAAUUUCUCAGCAUAAA
Phragmites australis (common reed) is the source of this 1542-nucleotide messenger RNA. Its product is annotated as 2-alkenal reductase (NADP(+)-dependent)-like. The transcript is spliced from 5 exons. NCBI's taxonomy places the organism in Eukaryota, Viridiplantae, Streptophyta, Magnoliopsida, Poales, Poaceae. Bases 271 to 1320 code for a protein of 349 amino acids. Gene Ontology annotation, molecular function: 2-alkenal reductase [NAD(P)H] activity. The record is from RefSeq and is a predicted model, not a curated record.